This is a messenger RNA of Cicer arietinum (chickpea), 2365 nucleotides long. RefSeq names its product protein arginine N-methyltransferase 1.5-like. NCBI's taxonomy places the organism in Eukaryota, Viridiplantae, Streptophyta, Magnoliopsida, Fabales, Fabaceae. Gene Ontology annotation, biological process: regulation of DNA-templated transcription; peptidyl-arginine N-methylation. The record is from RefSeq and is a predicted model, not a curated record. Gene Ontology annotation, cellular component: cytosol; nucleus.
ACUGGUAGCUGUUUUCAUCAUCCUCUACAAAAACCCUACCAAAACCCUCACCUUCUACUUCAUUUCUCGUUUCUCUCCUUCGAAACCGAUGCAUUAAAGCCUUUAAGUUCAUCAUAAAUUACAAAUACUAGUUAGCUCCGAAAACUCCUUCCUCCAUCGAAAAUGCCUCUAGGAGAUAGAGGAAGUGAUAAGAGCGAAGCUCGUUUCUGCGGCGUAGAAACGGACUUCAACGAUGAUAUGCCUCAAGUUCUUUCGUUCAAUCUCUCCACUGGAGGAUUCGAUUUCGUCGUUGCUCCUCUGAUGGAUCCUUCCUACAGGCCAAGCUUAGUGCAAAAUAAUAGUUUGGGAUCUGGUGCCCUGCCAUUUGCUGCGUCAGACCUGGUCCUGAGUCCAUCCCAGUGGAGUAGUCACGUAGUUGGAAAAAUCAGCUCUUGGAUUGACUUGGAUUCCGACGAUGAGACACUAAGAAUAGAUUCUGAAACCACUCUUAAACAAGAAAUUUCCUGGGCUUCUCAUCUCUCAUUACAGGCUUGCCUGCUUCCUGCCCCUAAAGGAACCUCUUGUUCUAAUUAUGCACGGUGUGUGAACCAAAUCUUACAUGGCCUGAGUAAUAUGCAGUUGUGGCUUAGAAUUCCCUUGGUGAAGCCCGAUGAUGACUCUGUGGAUGCAAAGCCUGCCACUUUGGUUGACUCCUGGGAAAUAUGGAAUUCAUUUCGCCUUCUGUGUGAGCAUCACGGGCAACUGUCAGUUGCAUUGGAUAUUUUGAGUACUAUGCCUUCAGCAAAUUCCUUAGGACGGUGGUUUGGGGAGUCUGUUAGAGCAGCUAUUAUAAAUACUGAUUCCUUUUUAACCAAUGGUCGCGGAUAUCCAUGCCUCUCCAAGCGCCAUCAGAUUUUUAUUAAUCGGUGUUUUAACCAUUCUAUACAGAUUAUUAUAUCUGGAAACUCUGGUCAUCCUAAGGCAAGUGCGGAUUCCAAUGAUUUUCAUAAUUAUUCUGUUGCAGAUUUACAAAGGCAUCCCUUGCGUCAAUAUCUGGAAUAUGUUGGACAUCUAUACCAAAAAUUGGAUCCUCUUCCUGAUCAAGAACGUUUUGAGCUUGGAUACAGGGAUUUUUUACAGUCACCCUUGCAACCUUUGAUGGAUAAUUUGGAGGCUCAGACUUAUGAGACAUUCGAGAAAGAUGCUAUGAAAUACCUUCAAUACCAAAGAGCAAUUAGUAAAGCAUUGCUAGACAUGAUUCCCGAUGAGGAGGCAUCUGUUAAAACCAUUGUACUGAUGGUUGUUGGAGCUGGACGUGGUCCCCUUGUGCGGGCAUCAUUACAGGCUUCAGAAGAAACUGGGCGAAAACUAAAAGUUUAUGCUGUUGAAAAGAAUCCGAAUGCAGUUGUCACCCUCCACGCAUUAGUUAGAUUAGAGGGAUGGGAGGAUACUGUUACCAUAGUCUCAAGUGACAUGCGCCAUUGGAACGCCCCUGAGAAAGCUGACAUAUUGGUUAGUGAAUUGCUAGGUUCUUUUGGGGAUAAUGAACUGUCUCCUGAGUGCCUUGAUGGAGCUCAGAGAUUUUUAAAGCCAGAUGGAAUUUCAAUACCAUCUUCGUAUACAAGUUUCAUCCAACCAGUGACGGCUUCAAAGUUAUAUAAUGAUGUUAAGGCUCAUAAAGAUGUUGCACACUUUGAAACUGCUUAUGUUGUGAAAAUUCACAAUGCAGCUCGACUUGCGCCAUGCCAAUCUGUUUUUACAUUUACUCAUCCAAAACCAGUUGUCGAUAGAGAGAGCAAUCAACGUUAUAAGAAGUUGCAUUUUAUGAUACCUAAUGACACUGGCUCUGCAAUGGUACAUGGAUUUGCUGGCUACUUUGAUGCAACUCUUUACAAGGAUGUUCAUCUUGGGAUUGAACCUUCAACAGCUACACCAAACAUGUUCAGCUGGUUUGCAAUAUUUUUCCCUCUAAGAACACCUAUUUGCGUGAAACCAGGUUCAAAACUCGAAGUAGAUUUUUGGCGCUGUUGUGGCACUACAAAGGUUUGGUAUGAGUGGUGUGUUACAUCUCCUUCGCCAUCUCCAAUCCACAACAUUAAUGGACGGUCAUACUGGGUUGGGCUUUAGUAUUUGUGUUACUAAAAUGUGUACAAGUACAGCUGAAUGCAUACAAGCUGUUUUUUGGAGCUAGCCUAUCUAAAUUAACAUUUAUUCUAGGAAAUAUUUGUACAAUAAUAUCUAAUGUAAUCAAUAACGUUCAUGUAUAUGUUUAAAGUUUUACCGAGUCUUGUGUUUUCUUUCGGUGUUAAGUGGUUUUGAUAAUUUGUUUUGACUUAGUGGUCGCCCUAUUUGUUCAAUUAAUUAUUGAUAUAUUUUGAUCUACUAA